Molecule: messenger RNA, 2762 nt
Organism: Baudoinia panamericana UAMH 10762
Lineage: Eukaryota; Fungi; Ascomycota; Dothideomycetes; Mycosphaerellales; Teratosphaeriaceae
Exons: 1
Coding region: 336-2642 (768 amino acids)
Molecular function (GO): zinc ion binding; nucleic acid binding
Source: RefSeq, a predicted model, not a curated record
CAAGUACGUUUUUGUGGGUGCGUCCUUGCAGCUCUAGCCGUUGCUCGAUCCAACAGGUGGACACGGAAGAUGGUUGCCAAUGUCGACUGGCAUGGAUGGACCGUCUGUCAGCGGGAAUGGCGAGGUUGUUGAAUGACAGGAUCGCCUCAGUGUGAGCACGUGACACGCGUUUUUGUGCUUCUAGCUCAAUAGGUCGACAGCCAAUCAGAAGGUAGAGAGCGCGUAUGUAUGACCGCCGCCCAUUCCGGUAAGUCACGACAAUCUUUUCAGUUAUGUCUGUGUCCAUGGCUCCUGCAACGCAUACACUCCCGUGAGUGGAUAGACAGCCAGGAACAAUGGCUCACCAAACACCCCGACAACGUCUCCAACGACCCUCCUUCGGCACGUCCAUCUCCGCCGAAAAGACGAGUCUCAGCGCGAGCACCGCCGUCAAUCGUAAGGCCAGCUUGAAUGCUCUUACCGGCGCGCACACCCCACGAACGCCGGCGGGCAACAUGCACGCGGAAGAUUUGGCUCUCGGGGAUGCGGUGAAUGUGCCUGGGGAGAUGUACGGGACGGUGCGCUUCAUUGGCAACGUGAAGGGGAAGAACGGCCAGUUUGUGGGGGUCGAAUUGGACCGGGAGUUUGCGGCGCGAGGGAAGAACGACGGCGACGUGGAUGGGACGUAUUACUUCAACACUGCCGUGCCGGGAGCGGGUAUCUUCUUGCCCGUUCAUCGAGCGGAGAGGCGCUUCUCACCCGCCGUCUCGAUCGAUUCGUUUCCCGCUACACCCGCUACCCCAUCGUAUAGCACGCUACAUGGAACUCGUUUGAGAGGAGAUGCUGCCGCGCACACACCUCCAACACCCGCUGUGCCGCAUCGCUUCGCGCAAUCCGUCGGUCCAGGCGCUCAAAGACCCACAAGCCCCAAUUUCAAGCCCAAGCGACCUUCUCUUCCCCGCCCUGAGUCACCGCUUAGGAGGCACCAGCCCACACUCGCACCCACACCCGCACGCGCAUUAUCGCAGAGCCAACGAGGCGGCCGACCACCCUUAGCCAGCACAUCCACGCCCAGCAAAACGAACCUCCGAGCCUCGACUACCACCCGACCAACACCGAGCAGACCUUACUCAAGAACGGGCUCACGACUGGGCCAGCGACAACCACAUCAUGACGCCGUCGCAGAGGAAGAGACCCGCACGCCCAACAAGCGCACCACGAGCUCCACCUCCGCUCCUUCUUUCUCCCAGCCCCUGCGCUCCCCGUCCCGUGCCAGCGGCGCGAACGACACCGAACUGUCGCGUCUCCGCCAACAACUUGCGGACCGCGACAGGCGCCUGGAAGAACAAGCCGCCUCGCUCGCGGAGAUGGAGGCGAAUGUCAAGGAACUCUCCACCCUCUUACCCACGGACGGCUUGACGCCGGGUGGCAGCAGUCGAAGUGGUGCCGACGACGAACAUACCGUCGCCCAGCUACGACAGAUGCUGCGGGAGAAGAACGAGAAGAUCACCCUCAUGACGGCAGAUUUCGACGCGCAUCGUGCGGACUUCCGGAGUACGUUGGAUUCACUCGAGAUGGCGAGUACAGAAACCGAACGUGUGUACGAAGAACAGAAGCGCGAUCUACUAUCUCAACUAGAAGAACUACAAGCGCAGAAUCAUGCGCUCAACGAGGAGUUGGCGGCGGGUGGAGGCAGUGGAGGCAGUAAAGAUGAGUUUGAGAGUGUGGCGCAGCAGUUGAAAGGGUUGGAGGAGUUGGUUGCGGAGUUAGAGGACGGCUUGGAAGAGAGUAGACGGGGGGAGGCGGAGGCGCGGGGCGAGGUGGAAUUUUUACGGGGGGAGGUUGAGAGAGGGCGGAGUGAGCUUAGGAGGGAGAGGGACAAAGGCGGAAAAGAUGAGGAGGUUGCUAAGGCGGCGGAGGUGAAGGCAAUGGAGGAUGAGAUAAGGGGGUUGAAGGCUAUUAUUCAUAGUUUGAGCACAAACCCUGCGCAACCGCAUGCCGCGAGUGCGAAUGGGGGAAGUGGGAGGGAUGAGGAUGAGGUCAUGCGGCUACAAGCCAAAUUAGAGCAGAGUCAAAGUGAGAAGGAGGAGCUGGAGAGGGAGUUGGAGGGGUUGCGGCGGGACUCGGCAAUGACGAACGGUCACGCCAGCAAACAUGCCGGUCACGCGAGGAACGAAAGCGAAAUGACUGCUGUAGCUAAGGGGACAGAUGGGGAGGUGAGGCAGAGAAGUGGCACGCUCAAGCCUAAGCCUACCAUGUCUUUUGCGGAACAUGCGCGGCGGUCCGGCUUUGAGCAGCCGUUGAGUACCCCGGAUGCAGAAGACGAUCCCGACAAGGAUUUGCAUGGGAAUGCGCAGGGGGGCGAUGCGGAGGCAGAGGCCGAGGCCGAGGCUGAUGGCGUGUACUGUGAUAUAUGUCAGAGCAGUGGGGAGCACGAUACCGUUGAUUGUGGGAAGUUGAAUGGGAAUGGGAAGGCGAAUGGACACGGUCAUGCUAAUGGCGCAGCUGCGGAGAGAGAUGAAGCUGCUGAAGCUGCUCCAGCUGCCGCCACGACGAAUGGACAUGUGAAGUCUGUCCCCACGGUCAAGGAGGAGGACAAGUGGUGCGCGUUGUGUGAGAAGGAUGGGCAUUUGGCUUUUGACUGCCCGGAGGAGCAGUAUUAGAGUACGUCCUCUGGUCUAUCUUCUAGGCAGCAAGGUCUGUAAAUACACGCUACGAAGUCUUGGCGGUAUGCAUGACGCACUUGUGCCAGUCCGUCAAUACAUCGAAAGCCUGCAAAAUGG